CCGGGCCCGAACCGACAGGCCCACCGGGCAGGCCGAACCAAAACUCGGCUGCGACCGGCGGCGGGAAGUUCGUGCAACGGCAGUCCGCCGGGAGGCGCAAAGCGGGGCCUACGUCCGGCAGGUAGGACGUUGUCAUGUUGAAGUUCGGCCCGUGGGCAGGUGCGAAGCGGGGCCUACGUCCAGCAGGUAGGAUCUUUGUUACGCUGUUAGGCGGAGGAGGAGCGGGAGCAGUGGGAGGAGCGGGAGCCGGAGGAGGAGAGGGAGGAGGAUCGGGAGCAGUGGGAGAAGGAGCGGGAGCGGGAGGAGGAGCGGGAGCAGUGGGAGAAGGAGCGGGAGCGGGAGGAGGAGGGGGAGGAGAGGGAGGCAGAGCGGGAGCGGGAGGCGGAGCGGGAGGAGGGGGAGGAGCGGGAGAAGGAGUGGGAGCCUUUUUUCUUUUUUUUUUCGUAGGAGAUGGCUAUGGCGCGAUCUUUGUCACUUUGUUUGGCGGAGGAGGAGCGGAAGGAGGAGCGGGAGCAGCGGGAGAAGGGGUGGUUGCGGGCGCGGGAGGAGGAACGGGAGGAGGAACGGGAGGAGGAGGAGGAGGAGCGGGGGGCCUCCUCCGGCAGCUCAACGAUCUGGGAAGCAUUCCGGAAGGAAAAAUCUUCAGGCAGAGUGUCCCUUCGACAUUGCUUUGCAGGGAGGGUGUCCUUCCAUUUCCGCAUUCCACUAUGCAAGGAGAUGCCACCACAGGCGGGCCCAAGGGGCCGAAGGGCAAAGGGAAAGGAGGAGGAAGCGAUCCAGUGCUAAAGCAGAAAUCUCCUGCGGAAUUCUUUUCUGAAAACAAGAACAUUGCUGGAUUUGAUAAUCCUGGGAAGUCUCUGUAUACGACAGUCAGAGAGCUGUUGGAGAAUGCUUUAGACUCUGCAGAAUCCAUUGCAGAACUACCAGAUGUGCAAGUGACCAUAGAGGAGAUUAGCAAGUCCACUUUGAAUGCUCUGAUUGGUCUCGGUGACCAUGAACGUGUCGAUGAAAAGCUGUAUGGGGACUAUGAAACAGAGAAAGAGAAAGAGAGACGACUGGCAAGAGAGAUCAAGGAGCAAGAGCGGCAAGCAAAACUGUUGGCAGCAGGGAAAAAAAUCAAGGAGGCUGCGACUCCCCGUGGAGGGAAGGGCCGAGGAGACGUUUCUUUCUAUAGGGUGACUUGCAAGGACAAUGGAAGGGGAAUGCCGCAUGACGAAAUUCCUAACAUGCUUGGGCGGGUGUUGUCUGGAACAAAGUAUGGCCUGAAGCAAACUCGAGGAAAGUUCGGACUCGGCGCCAAGAUGGCCCUCAUAUGGUCAAAGAUGAGCACAGGUCUCCCAAUAGAGAUAUGGAGUGCGCUUGCGAACCAGAGCUUCAUAUCGUACUGCAGGCUUGAUAUUGAUAUAAACAGAAAUGUACCAAAUGUGCACAAACACGAGAAGAGAGACAACCCUGAAUGCUGGCGUGGAGCAGAACUGCAGGUGGUCAUUGAAGGCAAUUGGACAACCCACCGUUCGAAGAUCAUCAAUUACAUGCGACAAAUGGCCGUGAUCACCCCUUAUGCACAGUUCCUGUUCCGCUUCAUUGGAGCUACCCCAGAUAAGAAUGUUUCGAUUCGGUUCUCACGAAGGACGGACGUAAUGCCUUGUCCUCCAUUGGAGACAAAGUACCACCCAUCAGCUGUGGAUCUGCUCCUCAUCAAGCGGCUCGUCAACGAAGCAGGGAAAAUGACGUUUGUUAAAUUCCUCAGCACAGAGUUUGCCUGCAUCAAAAAGAGCCUUGCGGACAGACUUAUAGGUGAGAUGGGAGGAGAUUUCACACCGGGUAUGCCCAUUACAUCCCUCACAGACCAGCAUAUUGCUAGAAUUCAACAACUUUUCCGGCAGGCAAAGUUCGAUGAGCCACAUGGGGAGUGCCUUAGCCCGGCUGGAGAGUACAAUCUUCGACUUGGAAUUCUGAAAGAACUUCAUCCGGAUAUGGUGGCUACUUGUGAGGGAAGUGUGCAUGUAUUCGAAGGGCAUCCUUUCAUUGUCGAAGCUGGCGUUAGUCUUGGGGGAAAGAAUGUGAAACCAGGAAUCAAUGUGUUCAGGUUUGCAAAUCGGAUCCCCCUUUUGUUUGAAGCAGGUGGAGAUGUCAUCACACGCACUGCUCUGAAGCGUAUAAGUUGGGCAAACUACAAAAUAAAUCAAACGCAAGACAAAAUAGGCGUAUUUGUCAGCAUUGUGAGCACCAAGAUUCCCUUUAAAGGCACAGGGAAAGAGUACAUAGGGGAUGACAUUACUGAGCUUCAAAGUGCUGUUAAGUCAGUGAUUCAACAAUGCUGUAUACAAUUGAAAGGGAAGUUAGUGCGGCAACAACAGGCGAGAGAAAGGCUGCAAAGGAAGAGGAACCUUGUCAAAUACAUUCCCAAUGUAACAAGGGCUAUUCAUGAAGUUCUUGAGACUAUUGUAGAAGAGCGCAAGGCGAAAAAGAGGCGUCACACUCUCUGGGAGCGAGAGGCAGACUUGCUUGACAACGUUCAAAAGGGGGAUGUCACCGAGGGACUCUUGAGGCAGAAGCUUACUCAGCACGUAGAACAGGUCGAUACAGAAAUGGCGCUCGAGUAUGCUAUGCAGACUGGAAUGGCUGAGGCGACAAAAGAGUCUGUCUUCCUUCGUGCACUGGAUAGCAAACGCUCGUUCGGGCCUGAGAUUCAUGGCCCCAUUUUUGUCUUGCAGCUAUUAACAGGAUGUUAAAGCACCAGUACAUGGGGAGGUGCGAAACGAAAAUGCGACUGCCGAUCGAAAUUAUCAACGGCGGGCCCAGCGUUUGACGUUUCGGCCUCGUUUUCUUGUGGCGACAAGUUUCGGACUGCGAGGCUGGGGCCGUGUACUCGUGGUUUAAGAAACAUUAGAUAAGUCUCAGGUUCGUCCCUCCCUACCCCCAACAGUUUUUUCUGUCUGCUUCUGUUCCCACUCUGAAAUUGCCCUUGUCCAUCACGCGUAUGUUGCACUCACUCACAGGCAAAGCGUAUAUUGACAGUCAGCAAGCUUUGCGAGCUGCACCCACUGAGCCCUCUGCGGCGAAGCGUUGAGUUCUGUCCGUGGAUCCUGACCGUAGGUUGCUUCCAAUGCCUUCCAUCCCAAUGCAGACGAUAGGAGAUUUUGAGAGUCGCCAUAUGCGUGAGGUUUGGACGGAAGAGUUUAUGUGUCUUUGUUAUUUUCUUUCUUUUUUUUUUCUUUGGGUGCAACUUUUCUUCUACCAAGGCAGUUGUGCAUAUAUGUGUACAGUAUGUGGCUAAACGUAUGUCCAUUCUCGGUGUGGAUCCUGACUGGAUGUAGCUUCCAUGACAGCACCUGGUACGAGAUUUUGACCGUCCCCGGAUACAUGUGGUUUGGACAGAAGAGCGCGUGUAUGUCUUCUUGUUCCUGAGAGGUUGUGCACACCUUUACGAUAUACGGCGAACGUAUGUGCAUGUGCUAUGUUGGGUUCCACUUGGUCAGGUCUCAAGUGAGCGCCUGUUGUCUUCUACUAGCUUUUUGGUUCCAUCGCUGAUGCAGUUGAAAUUUGCACUGGAGACUCUGGUGAUUCUCGUAUUCCAGUUAGCAUAGCUCUUAUGGCGAGCCUCGCCCGGGUUGACUCAGAUUGGCCUGGGUGGCCCCGCCGGGGCCAGGUCCGGGCAAUGUCUCUGUCAAGGUCCUGGGCAGUUCCAGUGCAAAAAACAGAAAAAGAAAAAAGAAUCUGGAGAAAAAACUAUGUCAUGCAGAAUUACAAAUCAAAUAGCCCGGGGGAA
Molecule: messenger RNA, 3772 nt
Organism: Chara braunii
Lineage: Eukaryota; Viridiplantae; Streptophyta; Charophyceae; Charales; Characeae
Source: the annotation of a GenBank genome assembly